This is a messenger RNA of Panicum virgatum (switchgrass), 1737 nucleotides long. Its product is annotated as probable carbohydrate esterase At4g34215. The record is from RefSeq and is a predicted model, not a curated record. The transcript has 3 exons. The coding region runs from base 686 to 1492 and encodes 268 amino acids. NCBI's taxonomy places the organism in Eukaryota, Viridiplantae, Streptophyta, Magnoliopsida, Poales, Poaceae.
AAGUAUAGAGUGAACCAAACAUGGCCUUUGCUUUGCUCUGCCCUGUUCUCCUCUGCUCCCUUAAGACCCAUUUAUUUAGGGGGAGUAAUACUUCCUCCAUUUACUUUUGAUAGCUAUAGUUAAAAAACUCAAAUGUUCAAAAAUGAUAGUUAUAUUUGCUAUUGUCAUAAACUGUUGCAAUAAAUAGCACUAGUAACGAGGAGUUCCCAAUUAAAAUAUUAGAGGACCAACAAAAAAGUCUAUGUUGCAUUUACUAGAUUGAUAAGUACACUUGGUGCCCUUGGUGAUUGUCUCGUAUGGAAAUAUAUCAAUCAAUCAAAACAUAGUAUAUAGGAAAGGAAAAGAGAAAUAAUAAGGAUUGGCCGCGGGCCGAUGUAGAGCACAUACCAACCAAAGCCCGUGCAAGCAUGUAAACGGGCCGGCGGCCUGGACAAACCAACAACAACAACAACUGAGGUUUGGUUUGACCCUGGUCGGUCGGCCAUCGAAAACCGAGCCGACCGGACCCGAUCCGACCAACCAGACACGUCUCCUUUUAUUUUAUUUAUUUAUUUAUUAUUAUUUCUCUUGCUGAAGGAGAAGAAGAAGAAGACCCGCCCGACCAAGCGGCCGGAGGAAUCCAUUCAAAAUUCUCGCUCGCCCCCGUGCAGCUCCAGCCCGGAGAAAGCAAGCAAGCAAGCAAGCAAUGCUCCUCCUCUUCCUCCUCCUCCUCCUCGCCGCCGCCUCCCCGACCCCCUCCGUCCUCGCCGACGUGCCGCCUUCCAACAAGGUGGUCUUCAUCCUGGCGGGCCAGUCCAACAUGGCCGGCCGCGGCGGCGUCGUCGCCAACCGCUGGGACGGCCGCGUCCCCGCCGACUGUGCCCCCUCCCCCGCCGUCCUCCGCCUCACCCCGGACCUCCGCUGGGAGCAGGCGCGCGAGCCGCUGCACCAGGGCAUCGACGCCGCCAACCACGCCGUCGGGGUCGGCCCCGGGAUGCCCUUCGCCAACGCGCUGCUCCGCUCCGGCCGCGCGGGGGCGCCCGUCCUCGGCCUCGUCCCCUGCGCCGUCGGGGGCACAAGGAUGGCCGACUGGGCCAGGGGCACCGACCUCUACGCCCAGAUGCUGCGACGGGCGAGGGUCGCCGUCGAGACGGGGGGACGGAUCGGGGCCCUGCUCUGGUACCAGGGGGAGAGCGACACCCUCAGGUGGUCCGACGCCAACGAGUACGGCCGCAGGAUGGGAAUGCUCGUCCGAGACAUCAGAGCCGAUCUAGGCAUCCCGCACCUCCUCGUCAUCCAGGUUGGAUUAGCAUCAGGCCUAGGACAGUACACUCAAGUCGUAAGGGAAGCUCAGAAGGGGAUCAAACUCCGGAACGUCAGAUUUGUCGAUGCAAUGGGGCUGCCAUUGCAAGAUGGCCACCUGCAUCUUAGCACCCAAGCUCAAGUCCAGCUUGGACAUAUGCUGGCUCAAUCCUAUUUGAAUUACUAUGGUGCCAUAAAGCGACAGUACUAAAAUGCAAUGUCCUCAAUAGGUGCCCAGUGUUGAGAAUCCUUGUCGCGGGCAACAUUUACAUCAUAGCAAUUUCCUUGCCUCGCUCACUUCGUUUCAACGACGGGUCCAUGUCUAUGCACACAAACACUACUUGAUUGGAGUUGAUCUAUCUGUCUCGGAGAAAAGAAAACAAUAGCAAGUCUGUUACAAUCUCUUGCAUUGUAUGAUGAACGGGAUUGAAAUGACAUUUAUUUCUCUUUUUUUUU